This is a messenger RNA of Plasmodium vivax (malaria parasite P. vivax), 2802 nucleotides long. RefSeq lists its product as hypothetical. The record is from RefSeq and is a predicted model, not a curated record. Gene Ontology annotation, biological process: protein unfolding; protein transport; 'de novo' cotranslational protein folding. The coding region runs from base 1 to 2802 and encodes 933 amino acids. The transcript has a single exon. NCBI's taxonomy places the organism in Eukaryota, Apicomplexa, Aconoidasida, Haemosporida, Plasmodiidae. Gene Ontology annotation, molecular function: protein folding chaperone; peptidyl-prolyl cis-trans isomerase activity; ribosome binding.
AUGCGAAAAGAACUUCUAACCAUCGAGUACAUCGACGAAGAAAACGAACGAAGCGAAAUCCAGCUGAAGGUGCACAUCAAGGGGAGUCUGAGGGAGCACUACUAUGACACAUGCGUAAAACAAUAUAGGGAAAACAAACUGAAGGAAAAUAAAUACGAAUACGCCUAUUUGAAGGACGUCCCCAUUAACAAUUUGAUUAAUUAUAUUAAGAAAGAGGACUACCUAGGCAUCUUCCUUAAACAUGUAAAUGAGGACAUCAUUCGGGUGUAUCAAAAAAUGAAUAACCUCCACUUGAUCGGGUCCCCAAGACUUACGAACAAUAGUAGCCACAUAACCAUCAGCAAGUUUAGCGAUGUGCAUCUGACCUUCUCAAUUGAUAAGUUCCCAAAAAUAAAAUUUAACAAAUCGUAUGUCCGCUUACCCAUGAAGGUGGAAAUACCUCCGUACGAAAGGGGCAGCACUUUUAGGGAAUUCCUAAAGGUGAUACAAAAUGAAAAGGAAAAAGAAAAUGAAGUGACCGUAAGUGUAGAUGAAAAUCAUAAAGUAGAUUGGAAUGAUGAUGUGUAUGUUAAUGUGUGCAGGGGGUGGGUCUACAGUUCGAGCAACGAGUACCACAGUGAUGUGUGCCACGUUGAGGGGGAAGUUACAAACAAAUGGGUAUCACAUGGAGGGGGGAGGAGCCAAGAAGAAACCCCCGAUGAUGCAACAAUGAGUGAAGCUUUGAAGAGUCGAGAGAAAAUUAAAGACCUAAUCGAUAUUGACAAAACUGAAGAAGAAUUUAUUAACAGUUCAGAAAUAUUUGAUGAGGAGAAGGAAGAAAAAGGUGCCCCCAAAAAUGAUGAAAAUUUAUUUAAUGAUACAAACGUGGGAGAUAUGGAGGAGUGUAAGUACUAUGAUGAGUUUUUGCAAAGCUCUAAAUUUAGUAAGUACUUUAAAGAGGGGUACCAACUGCCCGCGGACGUCAUUUCCAUGAAGGGCGAGGUCAUCACGGUGAAGGAGAAUUGCAACCCCUUGGGGAUUAACGAGUCUCUUAUAGGGCUGUCCAUAAAUGAGAAAAAGAACAUAACCGCCUACCUCCCUGUGGAUCUGUUCAAGGCGCACUUUGACUCCUCUGCCGAUGCGGGGGACCGAAGGAGCUGCGAAGGGGCUGCCCAGGUUACGGGCAUCGACAAGGAUGGUACAAGCAGGGAUGGCACAAGCAGGGAUGGCACAAGCACAGAUGGCAUAAGCAGGGAGAGCAUAAACAAAUUUAGGGAAGUCAUUUACAGCGAAAUUAAGAAGCUCAAGAGCCGCAGCUUCUUUCGCAGGCUGGAGGACAUUCUGAGGAGCAACCAGGGCAGGUUCUUCGACCGGGACGGGGCGAUUACCGGUGAGAAGUCCACCGGUGGGGCGAUUAGCGGUGAAGAACCUACCGGUGAAGAGUCCACCGGUGGGGAGCCUACCCGUGAGGGGGACAUCGAAUUUAUCCUAAACGAUAACAGCCCGCUGUAUGAUGGGGAAGAGGCGGAGGGUGAGGACGAUGAAGAAGCGCACCCGCAGCCGCAAUCGCAGCCGCAGUCUCAAUCACUACGGGCACCGCCCGGUGAGCAGGACCACCCCGAGGAAGAGACCCAGUUCAACAAAAACUUCGACAAGUACCUGGAGGAGCUGCUCAAAGAUGAUAUAAACUCCCUGGAUGAGAAACUACACGGGAGGGGAGCAGCUCCAAAGACGGAGGACAUUCUGCGCAAUGUGUGUGACCCUAAUGAGUACGAGAAAUGUGAAGAGGGAAAUGCAAAAAAAGGAGGAAUAGGUAAAAAAACGGAUGAGGAAGAAAUGCUAAAUGAUUAUAUGCUUGGAAAAUGCGACUUGGUCAAGUGCGUAUUGGAGGUACACGUGUUGGACGUAAAGUCGCGAAAAAGGAGUGAAGAAGAUAUAAAAGAUUAUGUGAAAAAAAAAUACAACAAAACGAUGGAUGAGCUUCAUGACGAAGUGGAAGAGAGAGCCAUGAAGGACAUACAAAACAAAUGUGUAGACCAGAGGAGAAUGGAAGCUUAUAAAAAAUUAAUGGAAAUUUCGUCGCUAAAUGUACCCACAACGUUGUUUCACGCGCAAGGGAAAAUGCUAUACAGCAGCUAUUUGAAGAAAAAAAAAAUGCAAAACAGCGAAAAUGAUAAAAACGAAAAAGUGUUAAGCUUUGAAGAGUUCAUCAACAAAUCACAGAAAGAAAUUUAUGACCAAGUGAAAUUUUCAUUUAUCGUUAAGACGAUUUUCCAAAAUGCAAAGUUAAAGGUAAAUUACGACGACGUAAUAAAGGACGUAUUAAAAACGCUACUCAAAACUCCAACCAAUAAUGUAAAAUCGUUAAUAAAAAAAAUCCAUACCAUUCACCAGGCGCAGUGCGUACUCGAUUUUGUAUCCCUAAAUGGUGAUAUUUCCUUCGUGACGAAUAAUAACUCGUCUGUUAAUUUUUCAGUCACCAUGAAAAAGGGGUCGCACUACACAAAGGAGGAAUUCCUUAACGCGGACGAGGCGUUGGAGGAUCCCCAGGCAGGUCCGCGCACAGGGGAGGAGGCAUCACCAUCGCGGAAAUCGUCCCCCCUUUGUGGUGAAGAAAGGAACGGAAAAAAUGACAAAUGUGGAAACACACCAAAUGAUGGGGACCAAAAGGGGAAACAGAAAAUUUUUAACUUUACGGAUGAAUCCAAUUUUGUGGUGGAAAACAAGAAGGAGGAUAAUGAGCAAGUGGAGCUGGAAUAUUUUACCUUUAAAAAGGGCGCGAAUUAUACCAAAUAUUUUGAAGAAAAAUAUAAAAAAAAAUGA